This is a messenger RNA of Sycon ciliatum, 1603 nucleotides long. RefSeq lists its product as uncharacterized. The transcript is spliced from 3 exons. Lineage: Eukaryota; Metazoa; Porifera; Calcarea; Leucosolenida; Sycettidae. Bases 130 to 1359 code for a protein of 409 amino acids. The record is from RefSeq and is a predicted model, not a curated record.
CUUGAAAAUUACUGUAAUUGUCCAGAAGGCUACGAAGGUACAACGCGUUAACGGGCCUCUGCCACUAGCUGCAUUUUACAAAACAGGCUCAUAUUAAUUUCUAGCGUUGCACAGAGAGGAAACAGCAAGAUGGCGAGUUUGUCGCUACAUGUAGCUGCAGCGACGAUUAUCAUCGCCAGCUUGAAUCUCCUCGACACAGGACUGGUCGCAGUGGACGCUGCCGAACGAACUUACGACAUCGGAGCUUACUACUAUCCGGCCUGGCAUGUGGACUCGUUGAGCGAACAACUGCACGGCAAGAACUGGACAGAAUGGGAGCUGGUGAAAACCGCCAAGCCGCGCUGGCAAGGUCAUCAGAUGCCCAAAGUGCCACUGUGGGGAUACGAAAUGGACGAUGACCCAGUCGUCUUCGAGAAGAAGAUUGAUGCAGCGGCCAGCAACGGAGUGAACCUGUUCAUCUUUGAUUGGUAUUGGCACCAAGGCAGCGGACCGUACCUAAGCCGCGGCUUAGAGCAAGGCUAUCUCAAGGCGAGCAACAACGACAAGGUCAAGUUUGCGCUGAUGUGGGCCAAUCAGCCACUACUCGACAUCAUGCCGGCCAAACACGGCUUCCGCGGCAAGACGGUGGAGGUCCGAAAUGGCACGACCGACAUGCCAACAUUCAAACAGGUGGCCGACCACAUCGUCACGACCUACUUCAAGCAUCCCAGCUACUAUCGUGUGCGCGGCUGUCCGUACCUGUCUUUCUACCAGGUGAUCACGCUGCUGGACAGCUUCCACCACGACGUGCCAAGCACCCUGGAAGCACUGGACUACAUGGUCAACCAGACGAAAGCGCAGGGCAUUGCUGAGUGCGUGCACUUCAACGGCAUUGACACGUACAUGCGCCGAACACCGCAGGCCGCUGAGCUCCUGAAACAGCUCAAGUUCUCCAGCCUGACCAGCUACACAUGGUUUCACAACUCAAAGACAUUCAACUCGUUCCCGGUAACGUCGUACGAGCACGCCACCCAAGUCAAUACGGCCUACUGGGACACGGCGAACAGCACAUAUCCGAUAAAGUACAUCCCGAAUGUGUCGGCGUCCUGGGACCCCUCACCGAGGACCUGUCCGACGGACGUGUUCGACGACAGUGGCUAUCCGUUCGGAGCCACCUUCUCCUCCACGCCAGACCAGUGGAAGACGGCGCUGCAGAACGUCAAGGCGUUCAUGGACAGAACGUGCGACCCUGACUGGUGCAUGCUGACCAUCAAUGCCUGGAACGAGUGGUCAGAGUCCGCGUACAUUGAGCCGGACACGGUGGACGAGUUUGCACGACUCAAUGCCAUUAAAGAUGUGUUCACACACCAAGCCAUAUAACACUUUCUACACAAACACAAUAUCUUUCUUACAACAUACUACUUCAUACUACUUCAGCACAUGUUUUUAAGUUACUAGGGCAUUCAACAAAAGAAAACGCCCAAAGAAGUUGUUCACAACAUAAAUUAUUAUGUGAUGACAUCAUCCACUGGUGGUUUGUGCAGAGUGACAUCACAACUUGACACAAGCACGGGAUUGCCACUCUGUACAAACCAUAACACGAAUGAAGUCAUUCACAAAACCU